AUGGCUGGCAGCAGCAACUGGACCCAGGUGACGGAGUUUGUUCUUCUGGGUUUCUCCGGGAUCACGCAUGGUCAGACCUACCUGUUCCUGGUGUUCUUGGUGAUCUACUUGGUCACCCUGUUGGGGAACCUCACCAUAGUCGGCCUGAUCCUGCUGGAUCCCCACCUUCAUAGCCCCAUGUACUUCUUCCUCAGCCAUUUGUCUUGCAUGGACGUUUGCUACUCCUCCGUCACUGUCCCCAGCAUUUUGGCCAACCUCCUCCGCCGCCGCCACGCCAUCUCCUACCACCCAUGCCUGGUCCAGAUGUUCUUCCUGAUGGCUUUCUCAGGUUCUGAGUGCUGGCUGUUGGCCGCCAUGGCAUACGAUCGCUAUGCCGCCAUUUGCCAGCCUUUGCGAUACUCGCACCUCAUGAGCCCGCGUGUGUGCGUGCAGCUAGCCACCACCAUCUGGGUCUCAGGGUUCUUGGACUCAGUAGUCCAUGCAGCCUUGGCCUCCAAUUUACACUUCUGUGGGGCCUUCCAGAUCCACCACAUCUUCUGCGACCUCCCGCCGCUGCUGAAAAUCGCCUGCGGGAACAAGAGCCUCAACGAAAUUGUCAUUCAGGUAGCCACCAUCUUUGUGGGCCUGAGCCCGUUCCUGGUAGUCGUCGUCUCCUACGUCUACAUCCUGGCUUCCAUCUUGCGGAUCCGCUCUAACACUGGCCGGCGCAAGGCCUUCUCCACCUGCACCUCCCACAUGAUAGUGGUUGUCCUCUACUUCGGAAAUGGACUGGUGAACUACUACCGCCCCAGCGCCGGCUACUCUCUGGAGAUAGACACCCUGCUCUCCACCAUGUAUUGCAUCAUCACCCCCAUGCUGAACCCCCUCAUCUACAGCCUCCGAAACAAGGAGGUGAAGGGCGCCCUGAGGAAGGUUCUGGAAAGCCAGAGGAAGUUCUGCACUUCCUCUCGCAAGCCGUGA
Molecule: messenger RNA, 960 nt
Organism: Podarcis muralis (Common wall lizard)
Lineage: Eukaryota; Metazoa; Chordata; Lepidosauria; Squamata; Lacertidae
Product: olfactory receptor 5V1-like
Biological process (GO): G protein-coupled receptor signaling pathway
Cellular component (GO): membrane
Molecular function (GO): G protein-coupled receptor activity; olfactory receptor activity
Source: RefSeq, a predicted model, not a curated record